AUUGAAAAUGUGAUACAAGAGAUUACAUACGAUGGAACAGAAAUUUACCAACCGCCGCUCACAUUGUCGGAGAGUCUUACGCGCAAUGCUUGCCGAAUCGAUUUUAGCAAAGAUUUGGAUGAGACUGAAACAGCAUCGGGCACUUUAGCGAAGACGGCCAUCAAAGAGGAAAAAGAGGAUGAGGAAAUGAAAGAUGUGGAUCGAUUCAGUGCAAAUUUAUGGCCAUGGGAUUCGGUACGAAAUAAAUUACGCGAUGCAAUGACUGAAGUAUGUGUGUUGUCGGAUGUGCUGGCGAUCGCCAAACGAAAGCAAUACAUGGUACUCGAUCCAGUGCCACAGGAUCCACAAACCGUGAAGCCAAUUGUUCAGAUUUUUGCACGCAAAAAAGCAUUGUCGAACGCUGCCAAUAUUCUGCUCACUGGCGCCGAACAAUUGAGAAAUUCCCAGAGUGAAGCGAAGAAUAAUCGAAAUGUGUCUGAUUUUCAUAUCGAAUUGUUGAGACUGCGUCAAAAUUGGCGAUUGAAAAAGGUCGGAAAUACAAUUGUUGGUGAUUUGAGCUAUAAAACAGCCGGUUCGAAAUUCCCGCACAAUGGCAUUUUUGAGGUUACGAAAGCUGAAGAUGAACCAGAAACCGAGAAACAGCCACCAUCGACGCCAACAUCAAUCCCAAAGCCCAAUUCAGCACUUAGAGUCACCGUUCCAUCGGAAUUACAAGGUGUUGCCUACAUCAAAGUCAUCACGCAGAAAGAUCAAGAGGAUUUAUGCACGGCGGUUGUGAAUUUGAUGGGACAUGGGCCGAAUAUCACACAUCAAGCCGGCAUUUGGCAAAAGAGCUUGGAGUAUGCUCAAAAUGUACUGUUUUGCAAAGAGUUAUUCAACCAGUUGGCCCGUGAAGCGGUUCAACUACAAGCACCAAUUCCACAUGUUGUCGUCGGCAAUCAAAUUCGAGCCACUCUCUUGUCCGGCAUUCAAUUGAUCAUCAGUUUGUGUCAUUCGACCACAUUUGAUUCGGCGAGCACGGGACCAAUUACCGAUCAUGAUCACGUUUUGGAGCAUUCGCUGCAUCAAUUGUUGCGUGAGGUGCAUUACAAAAAUACACAUCUUCCACUUCCGCAUCACAUCCACGGCGGACCGAUGGGACCGUCGAAAAAGCGAAUGCUCGCUGGCCCAAUGGCAGCCGAUCGCUAUGAACUACUGGAAAUGACCAAAUCACAAACACUUCUUGAACAAAUUAUCGCUCAAGCUCAGCACAUUUUCAUGCGUAAGAGAACACAAUACGUGCUGGACACAUUGGCCCGUGAUGUCAAAGAUCCGCAAAUCAUUUCACAUUGGAAUUCAAUGAAUAGCCCAACGAUGUCUUGUGUGAAAAUCAACAUUGUUACCUAUGGCUAUGAUACCGUUUGCCGUACAACAUUGUCCAUUCAUGUGAAGGAACGCUCACUGAAGUGCAUCACGCGAGAUGGUCGCGUUAUGCUCAUGUCGUAUGAACCACAAGAAUUGCGAGACUUGAUCCUAUGUCAGAUUAACAAUCAUCAAAUAUCCGGACUGCAAUUGGUGGCAAAGUGUAUGGCCUGGCAAACACUAUCGAAUAGCAAUCAUUUGGGUAUUGGACCGGUUGAACCGCUUGGCAACGCUACUUCAUGUCUUCUGGCUUCACCGAAUGGUGAUCGACUAAUUGCCGUGAAAAUCCACUGCGAUCCACCUCAAAUUGAUAUCAAAGUACAUGUGGCCCAAAUAUCCGACAAAAAUAGUAUCGAAAGUGAAAUGGUGCAGGGCAAGCAUUGGGAUCAAUUGAACAUCAAUUUCAGAGAGAUUCGAUUCGAGCGACUAGAAGGAAAGAAUUUUCUCAAUAAAAUGGAAAAUUUAAUGGCCAGUCUCUCAGCGACACCAGCUCCCAAAACAUAAGAAUUAAGAGAAAACUAUUUUUAAAAUUGUAAUUGUAUCAUUAAAACAAUCAAUAAAUGAUGUUUGCAUAUCAUCGAAUAGAAUAAACUUUUUUAUUUGU
Molecule: messenger RNA, 2005 nt
Organism: Sitodiplosis mosellana (orange wheat blossom midge)
Lineage: Eukaryota; Metazoa; Arthropoda; Insecta; Diptera; Cecidomyiidae
Gene: MED17
Product: mediator of RNA polymerase II transcription subunit 17
Exons: 3
Biological process (GO): regulation of transcription by RNA polymerase II
Cellular component (GO): mediator complex; core mediator complex
Molecular function (GO): transcription coregulator activity
Source: RefSeq, a predicted model, not a curated record